This is a messenger RNA of Wickerhamiella sorbophila, 663 nucleotides long. Its product is annotated as Rac guanine nucleotide exchange factor JJ. The record is from RefSeq and is a predicted model, not a curated record. Lineage: Eukaryota; Fungi; Ascomycota; Dipodascomycetes; Dipodascales; Trichomonascaceae. The coding region runs from base 1 to 663 and encodes 220 amino acids. The transcript has a single exon. Gene Ontology annotation, molecular function: guanyl-nucleotide exchange factor activity.
AUGACAACAGUUAGCAGCGGAGGAGUUGGCCUAGAUCCAGAAAUGAACCGGCAAGUGUUCCAUAGUAUCUACGAGAUCUACACCACAGAGUGUCAAUAUGCUCGUGAUAUGGCCUGCGUCGUCCAAAUCUACCUUGCUAGAAGCUCAGCUUCUGGACUUUCAAUAAAACAAUUAACUGUGCUUUUUGCCAGUAUCAAUGACAUUCUCAAUAUAAGUCUUUCCUUCGUGGCGGUUCUGGAAAACAUGGUACCUAUGCCAAUUCUUGCUGGCUGGAAACACACAUCAAAGGCGCCCUCCCUCACCUGCGUAACUUUCAUUGGCGAUGCAAUGCUGAAAAUUUUGGAGCCCGAAACAUACGGCGUCUAUGAGCAUUAUAUACAGAACCAUCCAAGGCAAAUGAGGAUAUGCCGCGGCCUUUCCUCAGACCCUAGAACGCGAGUUGGGCGGUGGUUAUACGAGAGUGAACAGCGGGCACGGGACCACACUUCGGCUGCUUCCUUAGAGGCGCUUCUCAGCGAGCCUGUUCACCGGCUAGGCGGAUACCUACUUCACAUGAGGGCGAUACUAGCAAUGAUACCAAAUGACCACGCCGACUUUCAAUCGGUGCUUAAAGCUCACAAUAGAGUUACUCACUAUAUUGAAUGUAUAAACAAGCGGGUCUAG